UUCUGAGGCACCUGUGCCCUGCACUCAGUAGGGGACUGGCUGGCCUGGGAAUGGUCCCCCACGGUUGAAGCAGCCAGGGGUAUGGAUUCAUCCACCUGCCCCAGAAGACACUGGGAGUUCAAGAAGCAGCAGUCAUGCCAGCAGGAGGCAGAGAACCACCUGAGGCCCCAGGAAAGGUUUGCAGCUGGAGAAGCCAAGCAAAGUUGCACGGAGGAUGACAAGGAAGAGUUGCAAUUGAAAGACAUCAGGGAUGGAUUCAGCUCUACCUUUGAAAAAAUUGUGGAGUCCGACCUUAUGAAGGGCACGUACUACAGCAGCCUGGACUCCCUGGACGUGCUCUCCCUCACGGAUGAGACAGACAGCUGUGUCAGUUUUGAGGCUCCGCUCACUCCGCUGAUUCAGCAAAGGGUCAAGGAAAGUCCUGAACUGUUAGAACAGAAACUGGUUGCCCAGCAGAAAGGAGCCCUGCAACACAUGGCGGCAGAGAAGCAAGAGCAGGCAGCCGCGAAGCCAGCAGAGGAGGAUUUGGGGAGCCCUCUGAGGCACUCGAUUACCAGCAGCAGGUCGGAGAAUGUGCUCAGCCGGUUAUCCUUGAAAAAUAUCCCUAAUGGAUUCCACAUUGAUGGAGCUGAGGAAGACGCCUUGAAGCUUAUUAACUCCAUCAGUGAUGCCAGCUUAAAAGACACUCUUUCCGACUCGGACUCUGACAUGGGCAGCACUGAACAGCUUGACCAUGGCAGCACAGACACAUUAGCAAAUGGCUGCAAGGCAGAUAGUGAUGCUGCCAAGAGACUGGCCAAGCGCCUCUAUCACCUUGAAGGAUUCAAGCGCUGUGAUGUGGCACGCCAGCUUGGGAAAAACAAUGAAUUUAGCAAGUUGGUAGCAGAAGAAUAUCUCAGUUUCUUUGACUUCACUGGGCUCACCCUGGACAAAGCACUCAGAACGUUCUUGAAAGCAUUCCCUCUGAUGGGAGAGACGCAGGAACGGGAGCGUGUGCUGAUCCAUUUCUCCCGGAGGUACUGCCAGUGCAACCCAGAAGAGAGCACGUCGGAAGAUGGGAUUCAUACACUGACCUGUGCCCUGAUGCUGCUAAACACAGAUCUUCAUGGCCAUAAUAUUGGAAAGAAGAUGUCAUGCCAACAAUUUAUAGCAAACCUGGAUGGCUUAAAUGAUGGGAAGGACUUUGCAAAGGAUCUGCUGAAGACACUGUAUAACUCAAUCAAAAAUGAGAAGCUGGAGUGGGCCAUGUUUUCUCUGGGUUUCUUUCCAAGUGAUGAGGAUGAGCUGAGAAAAUCGCUGUCGGAACUCGUGGACGACAAACUAGGAGCCAGUGCAAAGAAAGUGACGCGGAUCGUAGACGGCAGCAAUCCUUUCCUGGACAUUCCCCAGGCCCUGAAUGCAAUUACCUAUAAGCACGGCGUCCUCACCCGGAAAACCCAUGCUGAUACAGAUGGGAAGAGAACCCCGAGAGGAAGAAGAGGAUGGAAGAAAUUUUAUGCUGUGCUUAAAGGGACCAUUCUUUAUUUGCAGAAGGAUGAAUAUAAACCCGACAAAGAUCUCUCUGAAGUGGAUCUGAAAAACGCCAUCCGAGUUCACCAUGCCUUAGCCACCAAAGCCUCUGACUACAGCAAAAAAUCCAACGUGCUCAAGCUGAAGACAGCCGACUGGAGAGUUUUUCUCUUCCAAGCUCCAAGCAAAGAAGAAAUGCUCUCCUGGAUACUGAGAAUAAACCUAGUGGCUGCCAUUUUCUCUGCCCCUGCCUUCCCGGCUGCCAUAUGCUCCAUGAAGAAAUUCUGCCGUCCCCUCUUGCCAUCCUCAAUGACUAAGCUGUGCCAGGAGGAACAGCUGAGGUCCCAUGAAAAUAAGAUGAGGCAGAUUGCAGACGAAUUAACAGAGCAUAAAUUACAUCCUGUAGAGAAAAGCCUCAAAUCAAAAGAGGCUGAAGAAUAUAGGCUGAAAGAGCAUUACCUAAUAUUCGAGAAGAACCGCUAUGAGACAUACAUUAACCUGCUGUGCGUGAAGAUAAAAGUCGGGACGGAUGAUCUGGAGAAAAUUGAAGCCAGCCUUUUCAUGGUGGAAGCCGAUGAUAUCUCCUUGCGGAAGACACAUUCAAGCCCUUCCCUGAGCCAAGGACACUUGUCUGUACACAGCAAGGUGGAAAAGGACGUUACAGAGCAGAACACUUAACAGGUAACGCUAGUGCGGGCGAAACCAAUCAGUGAGGCUUAGUACUUCAUGACUAGAUCGAUGAGCACAAUUAUAACUAGGAAACCAUAUGAACAAAACCGGUAGACGUACAAGACGUGGAUUCUGAUCCAGCGAAAGAAAUCAAAGAAGCUUUACACUUUCCUAAUUUUUCCCCAGUGCCCUGACAUUUCAGUGUCAUUGACUCUCUACUUUCUCUUCACAUCUGGACCCUCUUCAGUACUUCAUUUACUACUGCUCCCUGUGUGCAUACAAUAAAGGGACACAUUCUUUGUACAAGGGCUGGGCUGCUCAUUCUCCAGCAGCUCUCCUCUGCGUUUCCAGACUCCUGCAGUUUCUGGCAAUAUGGAGACAUGACCAGUUCUUGGAGUCCUAGAAUCUGUUCCUUUUUAACAACCAGCAGCAGGUCUGCAGCACCAGCAGCACUUACAACGAAACAGCAGGAAGCAACACAACAUCGAGGAGCAAAAUUCUCCAUAUUGCAAUAAUACAGGUUUGGCGGGAUAUUUACUGAGAAUCAAAAAGUGUUAUUACCAUGUGCGUGCAAAAAGUGAUCUGUGCAUGGCAAUAGUGGUAUCCCGGGCACUAUUGCUUGGUUUUUAUACAUAUAAAUAUAUAUAAAUAAAUAUAUAUAAGGAAACUUUUAAAUGGUUUUGAAACUGGAUGUCAAGAUCCAACACUGCGAAGGCAAGAUGGCUGGGAAGCAUCGUCAGGAAGGUGAUUAGAAAAUACAGGGGGCUUCAUAGCGUAGCAGAAUGUUUUUUAAAAGGCAGUCGCCUCUGUUUCUUUUUUGUUUUGCAAUGAAGUUCCAUAUGGUUUUGCUGUGACACAUUGCUCUACUGUUGCCGCUUAUUAAACUAAAUAGCUGAACCACUGCUUCUUUUGUGUCCAUAACUUCGGCCGCUUUGGAUGGAGGCCCCAUCUGAGCAGCAGUCCUGCAGAUACAAGCUUCGCUACGUGACUGGGGCAGGUGGGAAACCCAACUCCUGUCCAUCUGUAUUGUACUUAACUCCAUUUUGCUGAGCAUACUAUACGCUUUCAACGGGAUAUUGUGUUUUUGUUUCAUUCUGUUGUCUGUAGUCCAAUUAUUUGCUGUUGUAAUAGAAAUGAUUCCACUGCAUUUCAAAGGCCCAUGGCACUUUAUUUAUUUAUUUUCAUUUCGUUUUCUAGGCAUGUUCACAGUAACCAAGUUCUGGUUUUAAAGGAUCUUGUAGCUGCUAAUUACAGUAAUUUACAGUUUAUAUUUUUGCAGCUUUUUUUAAGGAAAAAAAGAGAUUUGUUUGGACUCUGGUCAACUUUUGAGAGUUUAUAGACUAUUGGGUUUCCAUAAUGUUUCUUACCACUUUAAAAGCCUCUGCCCAAUUUUACCUUUUCUUUUACCUCACCUCUUCUUUUGAUCUGUUUGUUCCUUUGUACAGCUUGAUAGUUUUUUUGAAAGGAUGCACUAAGAAUCAUGUCAA
Molecule: messenger RNA, 3665 nt
Organism: Mauremys reevesii (Reeves's turtle)
Lineage: Eukaryota; Metazoa; Chordata; Testudines; Geoemydidae
Gene: PSD2
Product: pleckstrin and Sec7 domain containing 2
Exons: 14
Coding region: 82-2187 (701 amino acids)
Biological process (GO): regulation of ARF protein signal transduction
Molecular function (GO): phospholipid binding; guanyl-nucleotide exchange factor activity; protein binding
Source: RefSeq, a predicted model, not a curated record